AUGGGGUCAAACAUCAAAGCCUCAACUCUGCUCCUGAUCUUCGUGACCUUCACCACCGUGGCUGCCCAGACCUUCCAGUACUCCCGGGGCUGGACCAACGGGAAGCGGGCACAUAAGAGGGACGAGGGGAACCUGGCAGGAAACCUUGAGAAGAUCCUCAGCCCGUGCCAGAUGAGCAAGCUGAAGUAUGUGCUGGAAGGAAAGCCAGCGAGUGAGCGACUACUCCUCCCCUGUGACUAUCCCGAAGACGAGGAAGCCCCCAAACGUUACAAGAACGAACGCCAAGACCCGCUGUUCGACAGCUUUCUUUGAAGAUCCAACACAGAAAUUUACAGACGACAUCAG
Molecule: messenger RNA, 345 nt
Organism: Cydia amplana
Lineage: Eukaryota; Metazoa; Arthropoda; Insecta; Lepidoptera; Tortricidae
Gene: Crz
Product: pro-corazonin-like
Exons: 2
Coding region: 1-312 (103 amino acids)
Biological process (GO): positive regulation of heart contraction
Molecular function (GO): corazonin receptor binding
Source: RefSeq, a predicted model, not a curated record